GAUCCGUUUUCCAAGGAGAGGGUCGGGUUUCUCCCCCCGCCGGGGCUGCGGGGCGGUGCCCAGUCCUGUGGGCCGCCUCCUCCUCCCUCCCUCCCUCCCCUCCCCCCUCCUCGGUGCGUCUCUCUCCUCUGUCUGCGUUUCCCUUCCCGUGGCCGGCGACUCCUCCGAGGACCUCCGCGGGGUCGCCCUUGCCUUCGCUCGCCGGUCUCAACGGCAGAAGCGCGAUGGCCAUGGGGCAGCCCCGCUUCCUCCUCCUGCUUCUGCUGGUGGUCCGCCCUUCGCGCUCCCUUCCCUUCGGAUACAAUGAUUUCCUAGGAUGUCUUCUCAAGAAUGAUAGCAUGGCGCCACCACGAUCUUUUCCCAUGUCCAGAAGAAUCGAUUCUGAACAGAUUUCAUGGGACGACCCUGAUGCUGAAAAUGAUUUCGACCAUGGAUCAGGUUUUGGCAAUCAGACCACACCAAAAUUAUUCUCUGUGUCUAAAGAUGCUGAAAGAUACCUGACUGGUGUGUGGCUGACCCUUUUUGUGCCAUCAGUCUACACUUUAGUUGCCAUAGUGAGCCUUCCUCUGAACAUCAUGGCAAUUCUUGUGUUCCUGAUAAAAAUGAAGAUGAAAAAGCCAGCCAUAGUAUAUAUGUUCAACCUAGCUUCUGCAGAUGUACUCUUUGCAAGCAUGCUUCCUUUUAAGAUUGGCUACCAUUUUUCUGGAAACAACUGGGUGCUUGGUCCGGAAAUGUGUCGCUUUGUCACUGCUACAUUUUACUGCAACAUGUAUUGUUCCAUAUUACUGGUAAUGGUGAUAAGCAUUGACCGUUUCCUGGCCGUGGUGUACCCAAUGGAGUCUCUGUCAUGGCGCACAUUAAGUCGCGCCUCCGUGGUGUGCAUUGCCAUUUGGAUUGUUUCCAUUGCUGGAGUCAUACCUCUGCUUAUCACGGAGCAAACCCAGGAAAUACCUCACUUAAACAUUACAACAUGUUAUGAUGUGUUGAAUCAAGAGGAUCUUGAAGGAUAUUACUUCAUAUUUUUCACAGUUUUCUCUUUGCUUUUCUUUUUUGUGCCAUUAAUUGUUUGUUCUGUCUGUUACAUCUGCAUCAUCUGGCGUCUGAGCUCGUCCGACAUCGCUGCAAAGCAGAGCAAGAAGACGCGGGCUUUGUUUUUGUCUGUAGCGGUUUUCUCCAUUUUUGUGUUGUGUUUUGGUCCAACAAAUGUUCUCCUCAUAGCGCAUUACAUACAUUUUUCUUACAGAAGCUAUUCGGGGAGUAUCUAUUUUGCUUAUCUCCUCUGCGUCUGCAUUAGCAGUAUUAGUUGCUGCAUUGAUCCUCUGGUCUAUUAUUUUGCCUCAUCCGAAUGCAAACGACACCUCUGCAACCUGUUGUGCUGCAAAGUGAAUGAUGAUCCCUGCAGCCAAAGCACCAGCGACCAGCUCAUGAUGAGGGCCAGCCGAAGGGGGACCUGCACCAGUACACUUGGAAACAGCGUCUAUAGGAAGUUAUUAACAUAAGCAUUUAUGGACAAAUGUAUACUUGAUGCUCUUGUGUUUAAUGCAGCUCUGUUUUUUAAAAGAGUAUUGGCCUACACUCAUUUUUCACAUAAUGUGUGAACAUAAUGGGCUAUGGACAUAAUGGGCACAGUUCACAGCUGAGAACUGUGACGUGGGUUGCUACAUCCUGUUUGUAUGGAAGGGCAUGUAUGCAUAUUUAUGCACACAUAUUUGCAUACCUACAUUGACUGGAAUCCUGUUGGUUAGUCACAGUUGGAGUUAACCUAUUCAAUCAGCUCUUGAAUGCUGAGUUGACACAUAAGUUAAUCAGUGGUGCUGAUCUAGUCGGAACUAACAGAACAGUGAGGCCUUGGUAUCUGCAGUGGUUUGGUUCAGACUUUCAAUGGAUACUAAAAUCUGUGGGUACUCAAGUGCCAUUAUAUACUAUAGCACAGUAAAAUGCUUAUAUAAGAUGGCAAAA
Messenger RNA from Anolis sagrei ordinatus, 1959 nucleotides. It is a transcript of the gene F2R, whose product is annotated as coagulation factor II thrombin receptor. Gene Ontology annotation, biological process: blood coagulation; positive regulation of Rho protein signal transduction; phospholipase C-activating G protein-coupled receptor signaling pathway. Lineage: Eukaryota; Metazoa; Chordata; Lepidosauria; Squamata; Anolidae. Gene Ontology annotation, cellular component: plasma membrane. Gene Ontology annotation, molecular function: thrombin-activated receptor activity. The record is from RefSeq and is a predicted model, not a curated record.